Messenger RNA from Pseudomassariella vexata, 2180 nucleotides. RefSeq lists its product as uncharacterized. The transcript has 2 exons. Gene Ontology annotation, biological process: maintenance of rDNA; regulation of exit from mitosis. The coding region runs from base 368 to 1792 and encodes 474 amino acids. The record is from RefSeq and is a predicted model, not a curated record. NCBI's taxonomy places the organism in Eukaryota, Fungi, Ascomycota, Sordariomycetes, Amphisphaeriales, Pseudomassariaceae.
AACCUUGGGACCAGCACUUCACAGCUUGACUGCUUGCGGUCAAAACCCCCGCCAUUCGGUACGUACCUUUCCCUCAGUCACCUGCAGCUACAAUUCUGAGGUCCACUCCAGCUGCUCCCAUAUCCUCUAGCAACCGCACCCAACUUCUUCGGCCGGUUGUAAACACAGGCAGGGACAAAGGGCCUCGCGAGAUAUUUCGACGACUACCUCGACCGAAAACGGCAGAACAACCACGAUCCGCCGUCGCGGCCCGCAUUUGGAAAUUGGCCAGCCGACUUGACGAAUUGACAGCUACAGCAUCAAUGUGAAAAGCGCAAAGUUGCGCAGCUCCUUAUCCGCGGACAGCUCACCUGCACGACAAUCCACGAUGCCGCGGCUCGUGCGCAAGGCGCCUCUCGCUGAGCGCGUCAAGGCCAUGCUCAACCCCAUGGACUUUCUGCUGUGGCUUUCGGAGGAGAUCGAGACCAGGGACUGGAACUCCAAGGUCGUGGGUACGCGACUGGGACUGUCCAUGAACUUCAUGUUUCUGCUGGCCAGAGCCAAUUCCAGCAAGAGUACUACGGCUGACGACGUCUUUGGCGAUGGAGGCGAAUCGGGAUGGUUGACCUUUGUUGGCGCCCUCGUCUGGUUUCUAGCCGGAUUUUCUGUGUUGAACGCCGUGUACACCCUGAACCGCACUCGCAAAUACCGCCUGUUUGAAGCCGAUGUCGAGAAGGAGCAGCAAACCCCGUCAGCGCAGCGCGUACGAGUUCAGUCCUCCCCGGUGUCUUCAUCUCCUCUUCGCUUUUUGACAGAUAUGAUGGGCUCUGAGAGUGCCGAAUCCCGGGCCCACCCGGAUAGAACCCGGGAUGUUUGGGAGAUCGCAGUCUGGGAUCCUUUGCCCAUCUCUCUCAGCAUGUUCUGUUGUUUCAGCCCGGGGCAUAUCUUGGUGUACAUGCUCUUUUUGCCGCUUGCCUCUCUCGAUGUGAGACCCAGCAUCACCGUUUUCAACUGCCUCGUGUUGCAAUUCAUUCUAUCGGGACAGUUGACUCUCCUUCAGUCCAGAUUCUCCCAGCAGAACAAGGACACCUCUAUCAUUCAGAAGGAGGUCAUGCACGAAUACGAUACCAAGUUUGUCCACCCUCGUUUAUACCCCACUGUGAGAGAUGCAUCAACGCAACUGUCCCAAAACGAGUCUGGUCACAGCGAAGAAGCCGUGGAAGUGGGAACACCGACAACCGUACUCCGCCGUGGAUUCCGAACAAACCCGAAUCUCAACUACAUCAAGCACAUUGAUCCAGACGCUACCGUACAAUUCCGAUCUAGAAUUACCCAAGACACGAAUCCUGGAUUGUUUACGCCUCCUGUCGCUCCUCGGCAACCAGAGUCCUUCGCCUCGGCCCUCAAAGCCCGCCCAACCCCUAUGAGAAGAAGCACUCCUGGACAGCCCACACCUGCCAAUACGGGGCUGUUCGCUUCAGUACCUGCCUCCACCAAACAAGCUCGGUCAUCAACUCAGACUCAAACCCAGAACCAAGGGAACGGGGGCUACCUGGGGAUAUUUACACACCCAAACUCACCCCUGAAGAAAACACCUAGUCUAGGCGAACUCCAGUUCAGAUCCCCUCGCAACAAUAGCGAGAUGGCUAAACUGGAGCAAUUUCAAGCCUACAAAGCGAGAGAGCAGAGAGAACGUAGUACUAGUCCAUUAAAGGGUACAAGAAACAGCACAGGCACUAUGGCCUCACAACCAUCUCAACCAUAUGUAAGGAACCGGAAUCAAUAUGAGCGAUAUCCUUCCAUGUGGGGGUAGGAUAUUGAUGCACGAGUAAGUAACUAUGGGCUGGCUGGCUUCUGUUUCUGCAUUGAUACAUACGGGAUAGCAUUUGCCGGCGUUGCGUGGGUCAUGUGUGUUAUAACUAUUAGGAGCGGGCGAUGCUCUAAACUAUUAUUGCAAUUUCUGAUUACUUAUAUGGAGUUCUUGAGGCUGGGACUUUUGACAACCAGAACGGUCGCAAGCACUGGCAGGAGCCUUUCUAAGUUGCAAGGUUGUGACUCUGUCGGACCUACUACGUGGUUUCCUGUAUUGUCUGCUUGCUCCUGCCUUCAACUUGAAACCUGGGAGCCGAGUAUUCACAGCCACCUGGUGGCUUCCUAUUCAAGUGUAAACAAUAUGAAUAGUACGACGCAUGCAUUGGUGU